UCAAAAUUAAUGUGACAUGUUUGCUUUGUCACCAGCAGCUAGAUUUACGUCAGAGUAUAUCUGCUGUGUUCAGUGUUCAUUGUGGCAACUGCAGCUGCUCAUUCAUCUCAAGCCUGAUGUGCUCAUGUGUUAUCAUUUUUUCUCCACUGACAGGGAAGAGGAGAAGAAAAGGGUUGGAGGGAAGAGAGGCGGAGGGUGUGGUUUCACCCUGGCGGAUCAUUUUGCCUCUUGCUCCUGACCUGAUUUCCUCUUAGUGUGUUCAUCAGUGCACGCUGAUGCAUCUCAUCCAUCAGAGUCAAACACUUAUGUUUGUUCAGGUCCUGGACGGUCUGGGCUCAACUGUGUGAUGUCUGCACCUGAAGCCAAGUGCAGGUGACUGUGGACUCUGCCUUCCAGCCACCAUGAACGUAACCCCUGGCAGCUGCACGGCAGAGAUGCCCUACGGAUUCCAGCCCCGACUCAAAGGCCUGUACAUCGCUGCCGAGCUCUUCAUCGCCGUUCUGGCCAUGAUUGGGAACGUUCUGGUUUGCCUGGCUGUCGCUCGCAACAAGCGACUUCGCACGGUCACAAAUUACUUCCUGGUGUCUCUGGCGGUGGCGGACAUCCUGGUGGGCCUGCUGGCCAUUCCCUGUGCAGUGCUCACAGACCUGGGUCAACCUCGGCACGACCUGCCCCUCUGCUUGGUGCUGCUCAGCAUCCUGAUGGUGCUCACACAGAGCUCCAUCCUGAGCCUGUUAGCGGUAGCCGCAGAGCGCUACAUGGCCAUCCUCCUGCCCUUCCAGUACCAGCGCGUCAUGAGUCCCAGGAACGCCCAGGUGGCUCUGAUGGUCACGUGGGGACUCGGGGCCAUCACCGGCACCGUGCCGCUGAUGGACUGGAAAAGGCACCCAGUGAAUGCUGACUACUGCAUCUUCACCUGUGUGGUGGACAUGUCCUACAUGGUCUACUUCAACUUUUUCUGCUGCCUCCUGCUGCCGCUCGUGGCCAUGUUCGUCAUUUACGGGCACAUCUUCCUCACCGUCCGGCACCAGCUCAAACGCAUAGCUAUGGUCAGCGGAACUGCAAAGGAUGUGACCACUUCUGGUAGUGGGAGCACUGGGACAGAGGUCACUGGAAGUUCAGGGACGAGCACUGGUGCUAAAGUGCACGCGAGAACAGGACAAGAGGGAGACAAAGACCAGAAGAGAAAAUGUGAUGCUGAUGUUGCUGGGCAAGAAACUGAGUCCGGUGUCAUGUCUUCUAUUGAAACCGAUACCGCUGCAGUCUUCACAAAGCCAGGCUGCAGGACGGACUCUGGUUCUGCUCCACAGCAGUCCACCGUGGGAAAAUGCAAGGUGAGCAUACGUCAGGAGCUGAGGAAGGCCACCUCCUUCUUCCUGGUCCUGUUCCUCUUCAUGCUGUGCUGGAUGCCCAUCCACAUCAUCAACUGCAUCCUGCUGUUCUGCCCGAACUGCGAGGUCCCAAUGAGCGCCACACUCGCCACCAUUUUGCUUUCCCACGCCAACUCGGCUCUCAACCCGAUCCUGUACGCUUACAGGAUGAGGUCAUUCCGACGCACGCUGAUAGGCAUGUGGAAGGGGACGUGGUGCGUCGGACUGAGACACCAUUAACACCAGCACCACAGUUUUAAAACGUACCUGACACUGAACAAACAGGCACUGCGUGAAUUUUGAAGCAUAAUAGAAAAUGUAUAUAUGAUAUGUACUGUAUACUGUAUCAUGUGUGUGCUCUAUGUAUAUAUGGCCUGUUGUUUUGGGGCAGAGGUUGAUUUACAAAUUUGGGCUCGGAGACACAGGGGCCCUUUAGAAGUAUGUAACAGUACAUUUGUAUUUUAUUCAACACCCUUUUUUAAAUAAUAAACUGUUUAUAAACUACACCACUCAUUCUGUAUUCUUAUAUAAAGUAAUAAAUACAAUAACAACCAUAAACAAUUCACAAGGGGUUUUGAUGACAUAUAGUUUUUCAAUUGAAGGUGUGCACACAUACACUAAUUUAUAGACUGUUAAGAGAAUUUUAUUAAGCUGUUUUUAAAUUGUGUGAUAAUGAAGGUCUGGACAUUUCUGUGGCUACUUUCAAGUUGCUCAAUAGUUUGAGUGAACAAACAUCAAAGCAGAGCAGAGUUAAAUCAACAUAACUGCGUGCUUUAUUGAUAUACAGUAAAGCAUUUUAUGAUACAGUAGUAAGGCAUAUAUUUGGUGGAAUCUGAUAUGUUGUGACGUGUUGACAGGUUAUUUGAGAAAGGAUGUGACAAUGAAACAAAUGUUAGACAAUAAAAAACAAAGAAAAUCAAAUCAAAUUCAGUGUCUGGAUCAGAAACAAACUCUUGGAUCAUGCUGAAGAUAUGAUGCCAAUAACAUGUGUAAUGUCAGAGAAUCUCUGAGUGGUUAUAAUUAAAUAAGGAUGGAUUUGAUUUAGUCACACAUGCCAAUGCCUCACGGCACAAACCAAAGAAAAAGCUUCGUAACCAAACAAAA
Messenger RNA from Betta splendens (Siamese fighting fish), 2474 nucleotides. Its product is annotated as adenosine receptor A1-like. Gene Ontology annotation, molecular function: G protein-coupled adenosine receptor activity. The coding region runs from base 402 to 1610 and encodes 402 amino acids. Gene Ontology annotation, cellular component: membrane. NCBI's taxonomy places the organism in Eukaryota, Metazoa, Chordata, Actinopteri, Anabantiformes, Osphronemidae. The transcript is spliced from 5 exons. Gene Ontology annotation, biological process: vasodilation; adenylate cyclase-activating G protein-coupled receptor signaling pathway; G protein-coupled adenosine receptor signaling pathway. The record is from RefSeq and is a predicted model, not a curated record.